This is a messenger RNA of Cladocopium goreaui, 1134 nucleotides long. Lineage: Eukaryota; Dinophyceae; Suessiales; Symbiodiniaceae. The record is from the annotation of a GenBank genome assembly.
AUGAGCGAGCUGACGCCCAAACCGACUGGGCCCUUGAACUAUGAAGAAAUUCGCUUGGCCCGAGAGUUGUUGCUUCGCGCCCUGAGUCAUGGACAGAUGGAGAUUUGGACCCCGAUCGUUGAAGAACUUGGGAAGAACCAGGGCCCAGCCUCGCAGACGUCGCAGGCGUCCAAGGCGGAAUGGAUCCCAAGAGUUGUGUGUGGGAAGCUGGAGACAGGCACUUUGCGUGGGAGCCGAAAACGAAAAUUUGAGAAAACAGUGGCUGCUGCAGAGGCAAGUCGAAAAGACAAGGUUUUACUCUGGAGGAAGUUCGCUCGCGGGAAAGGAAAGCAGGCCUGGCCCAAGGUUCACCGCGUGAACUUCGCACAGCUCAAGGGGUGGCUGAAGGCGCGCCGUCUGUUCGACUGCUUUGCCUUGCGGCGGUUGAAGCGAACGGAUUUUGCAGAUAUGCGCUUGUCUCUCGCUGCUGGGGUCCGGAUCCUUUGGGGAAGCUACAGAAAUGUGACAGCACCAGUGAGUGCUGAGACAUCUGGGUGGCUACCUGCAUAUCAUGGCACUUGGUUCUAUGGACUUUGGAGCAUCCUUCAUCAUGGUAUUUUCCUGGAAUCCACCAAUGAGGGCAGAGGUCAUGAAUUCUGGGCGCCGGGCGUCUACGUCACACGGCGCUUUGAGACGGCUAGGGAAUACGCGCGGCCGCAUCAGCUCUUUUCGGACGGGACCUUCUACCGCUGCGUCGUGAAGGUUCGGUAUAACCCUCAAGAAGUGCGGAAACAAAGAUCCAAGGGUGGAGAUCAGGUGGUGGUUCCAAGUUGCGCAGUGGUCAUUGAAGGAGUCUUCUUCUGCGCGAACGAUCCCCCAACGAAAGGGGAGGAACGCUUUGAAGAUUGGCAAGAUGAAUUGGAAGUGAUUCCAUAUGGUAUUGAAAGGUUCGGCAUUGAUGAGAAGAUCGAAUUGGAGAGAGAUUGCGCUGGGCAGAAAGACGAUGAACUGCAGGAAGAACGCAGGGGCACAGCUGCCCAGACUUCACCAGAGAAACUUCUUUCUGCCGACCUGCCGUGUCAGCCGAAGCGCCGUGCGCGACGCGCGCGACGUGCGCAACGUCGUGCCGGAGGUGGAACAGGGGACGUUGGGUGA